Molecule: messenger RNA, 3962 nt
Organism: Xyrichtys novacula (pearly razorfish)
Lineage: Eukaryota; Metazoa; Chordata; Actinopteri; Labriformes; Labridae
Source: the annotation of a GenBank genome assembly
AUGUCAGACAUCGCCGGCUGCGAGUUUGAAAUCGACGUGGAGAGCCUGGAGACGGAGAGCGACGACCCGGCGGACUCCUCCAGUCGGCCGGGCUCGGUGCCGCUCGGCGCUGCCGCCUCGGAGGACGACGGAGACGGAGGGAAGAGCGACGACAAGCCGGGCACCAGCGGCCUGUGUACGGGGGACCAGAGGAAGCUGAGCCGGACACCGAAGUGCGCCCGCUGCCGAAACCACGGCGUGGUGUCCUGCCUGAAGGGACACAAGCGCUUCUGCCGCUGGAGGGACUGCCAGUGUGCCAACUGUCUGCUGGUGGUGGAGAGGCAGCGGGUGAUGGCGGCGCAGGUGGCCCUGAGGAGGCAGCAAGCUACAGAGGUGAGCCCCGACUCUCAGAGUGCAUGUUUAUAAACCUUUAAAUUCAUAAGACCAGGCACUGAUACUUCUCAAGCUUUGUAAAAACGUGUAACUCACACAUUAGGCCUCAAUAAAAAAGUGAUUUUACUUUAUUCCAAUUCUGUCCUCUAGUCCUUAACCCUGUAAAGAACAAUAGGAUCAAAAAGAUAAACCAGCCUCAUAAAUCAAGUCAUGCAUGCUCAAAUUGAACUUUGCAUGAAGACUCUUCUCUACGGCCUGUAGUGUGAGUUUGACAGCAGCUUUCUUCUCUGUAAGGAUGUUGAUCUUACUCCUCAGUUUUAUUUACUUUGUCAAUCCAGUGGCUCUGUCACUCUGAUCUUUGCACAUGCUGUAAAUGCCAGCUUCUACCUCUGAUACAAAAGGGGAAAAAAACAGAAAUAACCAUGACACUAAACAUAUUUCACACACACACACACACACACACACACACACACACACACACACACACACACACACACACACACACACACACACACACACACACACAUAUAUAUAGCAGCUACAUGAUUAUUUUUAGCUCUCACGUAGAUGACUGGCUCUCAUACCACAGUUGUUUUUUUUUUUUGUUUGUUUUAGUAUAUUUCCAAAAGUGUUUGGAUUAUUUUCUCAUUUCUUAAAUUUACUCUUAUUUCCCUUAUUUUCCUGUUUUAAGCGGCUUAUUUAUUUUGACAUCAGGGCACAAAAAUCACAGUUUGAAAACUAAAGAGGCCAGCCUAAUUUCUGAGCAGUGUAUCCAACCAUGCAACUGAAGGUAUAUUUGGGUUAUAGCGUAUAUGUUCUGUGACAAAACACAAGUACAACAGAAACAAUGAUGGUAAAACAUGCAAAACAAAUGAGCAUGAAGCAUUAAAUUAUUAAACAUUACAUUACAUUAUUAAACACAAUUUAUGACCCUUAUUUCAGGUCUAUUUUCUUCUACUACUUGUUCUUGUAUUUACUGAAAGAUGCAAAAGAAAAACUAGGCGGCUGAGCUGAGAGUGUAUCAUCAUGUUGAACUCAGUAUGAAGCAUGUUUGUGUUACGCAUUAGUGCUUUCUGAGAGCAGUUGUAUUUGAAUUUGUAACUUUUCAUUAAUACACCCAAAAGUCACUGUCUUCAUUUUUAUUAUCCAUUUUCAGCUGAUAAAAAGCUCUUUUAUUUCUUCCAGCUUAAUUUAAAACUCUACAUUUUGGAAGCAGGGUUUAUUUUGUUGUUAAUUUCAAGUUUCAGCUUAGAUGUAGUGGAUCAAACUAAAAUGAAGUGACUGUUAAAUGCUGCAGCUAACAUUUGAAAAAUACUAAACACUGAUUCCUGGUAUGUUUAUUGUUUAAGAGCCAUAGAAGCUUUACAAGAGAAUAAAAAAUGACUGUUUUCAUCCCCUCUUAUUAUCGUCUCAAAAAUAUUUUUAGUGUGUGUGCGCACUAUAGAUAAAUGUGUGUGUGUGUGUGUGUGUGUGUGUUUUGACUGUGGUGACAUUCAAAUAUGUGAAAGUGUCUGCGGUGAAAUAAUGAACCACGUCAGCUGUGGUAUUUUAAAGAUGAUACCAGAUGGAUGUUUUGAAUGUGUGUGUGUGCGUGUGUGUGUUAGUUCAGGGUGUGUAAUUCGUUGUGUGUUCUUAUUUUGGCUUGUCAAGCUAAAUGAGUGACUGUUAUUGCUCGGCCUUGUGCGAUGUUGCAGUCUGAAGUAGUGUAAUGAGAUGUAGUGAUCAAACUGAAGGAACAUUUUUCAGGAGUUGCUCUGAAAUCAAGGCAAACGCUGUUGUAUGUUUAUUUACCCUGUGUUUACCUGCAACCCCACUCAGAUUUCUGCUGUAACUUUAUAUUUAAUCCUAUUCAGAGAAUAUUUUGUAAUCCUUAGAAGUAGGUUUUAUAAAGACAUAUGAUAAGACUAUCCAAACAGAUGCGCAUUCAGCCUAAGCCGUGGCAAAUCGGUUGCUUUAGCUCCGUAAAUAAUCUUGAAAUCAUGUCUUGAAUUUUUUUUUCUUUCCUCCUUUUCUCAGGAUAAGAAAGGAAUAUCUGGGAAACAAAUUCCAGCAGAAAGAAGGACGAUAUAUCAGCGGCACAUUCGACCGUCCACCAUGCUCGCCAAAAGCAUCCUUGAAGGUAAAAGAUCAGAUACAAACAUGUAUUUUCCUGUUUCUUUUGGGUCAUCUCCGCUCCCUUUUCAACUGAUCAGCUGUUCUUCCUGCACCUUGGAUAUAAAGAGUAUCUUUAGCCUUUUGCAAAUCCUAGACUGUGAUAAGAGCUUGUUUGCGACUCUGAGUGGUGUUGUGAUAAACUCUUGGUAUGCAAUCAUCUCACAAAAACAACAUACGAUAGUGAUUUAACUCCUGAGCAUUUGAAGUGUAACCUCCCCUCUAAUGCAUGUGUGUCAGUGUUGUGAUCUUUCUGCAUGCAUGCUUUGACAUCAGCUGUAAUCAUUUGAUUAUAAAAACGCCUGAGUUAAACUUGGCUCCUUCUGCUGACAGGAUACCGUCCAGUGCAGUCUGAUCCCUUCCUGGCAGCCAACCCGUCCCUUCCCCCGCCGCUGAGUGACCGCAUGAGGAAAAGGAGAGCCUUCGCCGACAAGGAGCUGGAAACCAUCAUGCUGGAGCGCGAGUACAAAGAACGAGAGCUGCUGGAGAACAGCCAGGCGGGCACAGCUUCGCUCCUCUUUCCUAACAACAUGAUCCAUCACGCCACUGAGUACAACUCCUAUAAAACGGCGUACUCACCUGCAGGUCAGGCCGAACCGCAGCCCAAAGAGCUCUGCAACUUCCUGGGUCCAAACUGUCUGGAUCUGUCCAUGCAGUACCCAGCCGGGUCCAGCAACGUGGAGCUCAUCGCAUCUAAUGUCAGUGUGGCCACCACCUACCGCCACUAUCCGCUGCAGCCAUCACGCGGCAACUUCAUGAUGUGGCCCCGCGGCGCAGCUAACCUGGGUGAUGCCCUGCUGUAUCAGCAGUGUCUGUUCAACGCCACGGCGGUGCAGAACAUGAAGCCAGGUGCUGUAUGGGAGCCCAAAGCGAUGCCUGCAGAGAGCCAGCUUCCCGAGCAGGAGGCCGCGGCUGCUCUGGCUGCUAAACUGGAGGGGUCCCGAGCUGCUGCCCUGCAGGACUCCUCAGACCCUCAACGGGCUGAUCCCAAACUUGUCGUCUCUCAGGGCGGGCAGAGAGAGUGUUCGGCCUUCUCUCCACCUAAGAGGAGCUUUGGACAGUCCUUCCCAAACAACUCCCAUUCCCACAACUCCAGCCAAGUCCUGAACAAGCUGAGCAAGGACAGUGCAAAGCUCUCCAUGAAACUCAACUCCUUUCACUCCCUCAUCCAGCACUCGCUGAGUGAAAAAAUGAGCGUUGGUGCCGGUGGGCCGGAGCUCAGGGCACCGUACUGCAAAGAGCUCUUAGAGGAGGCCGCACGGAAGUUCAAAGAGGGCUCCAGUAAGGACAUUCAGGCUGUCAAAAUGAGCGACAGGUACGCUAAAGACUUUCUGUCCAAACCUGUGGGGACAAAGAUGGCAUCCAGCGAGUCUUUGUCCUUCUCUGUGGAGGCCAUACUGAAGAGGCCGACACCUGCAAUGAGUCGAGCAUUCCAUUAA